GCACUCGUAUGCUAAAGGGUGAAGGAUGAAGUAGUCGUAUUAUCACAGCACAUGCUACUUCAAUCAUUUCUUCCUUUCUUGGAUUCGCUCGGCUCUCUCAUUCAUUUCUUAAAGCCUCCCUCACUCUCAAAUUUCUAAAAAACCUGUUGAAUUCAAUGGCCUCAGAAACAAAAUCAAAACAAAUAUCAACAAUGCUAAGACAAGGCUUCAUCUCAGAUUCGUAUCUCUACACUUCCAAGAUGUCCCAUUCACCUUCUCCUCCCCAGUCUCCAUUCCGGGUCAGCCCGACCCACAACCCGACCCGUCCCAGCACUACCCUCUUGGAGAUGAUGUCCGCAGAACAGGCUCGCGAUUCCAAGCAACCCCACGAGACUCGCCGGGGUGUUCAAGAAAGGGUGGCCAAGGCAUUGGAGCACGCGCCGUUCAAGAAUCCAGGCGCGUGGGGUUUAGGGUAUGGGGAUGUGAAGCUGACGGUGACGGCGCGUGAUGGGUUUAAGGUGAGUAUGGAUGUGCACAGGAGUGUCUUGUCGGGUCGGAGUAGGUUCUUUGAGGACAAGUUGAUGAGGAGUGGCGCUGCGGCGGUGGUGGAGAUAUGUGAUUGUGAUGAUGUUGAGGUUUAUGUAGAGACUGUUGUGUUGAUGUAUUGUGAGGAUUUGAAGAGGAGGUUAAAUGGUGCCAAUGUCUCCAAAAUCCUCGGUGUUUUGAAGGCUAACUAAUGCUCUGUUUGGUUGGCCUGAAUGGAAUGAGUUUCGGAGAGAAUGGAAUGGUCCAUUCAGCCCAUCAAAAAAUUUUGUUGUUUGGUUGGGCCAAAGGAAUGGAAUGGUCCAUUCUUUAAAUCAUUCCAUUCUGGACCGGCAGUAUACAACCUAUUCUCGAACAAAACAGAGGGACAGCUCCAUUCCAUUCUCUUCUCUGCUCCCGCACAAAAUCAACAUAUACAAAAACUGUCCGUUGUAUCCAUGUCCGGCGAUUCUCAGCGAGCUUCGAACUCUACCGAAUCUGCAAUCAUCAACGAAUAUGUUUCGUUUUCAUUGAUCUACCAUAAUCAACGAUUCUUAACAUUUUCAAACCUCAAUCUAUCUAAAUAAACAGAGAAACCUGAGCCUGUUGAGGAUAAGGAUGCUGAAGGUGGUUCUGUUAACAGAGCCAGAUCUGAACCUGCAUCUUUAGACUGAAUGCGGCUUCAUCUUAAAUUUCUGAUAUUGUUCAGAGUGCUUUAUUCCCUGAUGCUGGCUUGGAAAGUGGACUUGGUCAUGCUGGAGAAGUGGGAGGGCUAGUAAUAGUUCGGAAUCUUGACCUCUUCUUGGAGAAUUUUUGUAUUUUAUUUGUAAAUUAUGAAGGAGAAUUAGUAGUGGCCAAAGUUUGGAUUUUUUUUGUAAAUUUUUAAUAUUUAUUAUAGUUGAUUAAGUUACUACUAAUUUGUGUAAUGAAAUGUGAAGUAUGCUAUUGACAUGAAAUUAAUCCAUUUGUCUAUUUGAUUUAUAAA
Daucus carota subsp. sativus is the source of this 1486-nucleotide messenger RNA. Its product is annotated as BTB/POZ domain-containing protein At5g60050. The record is from RefSeq and is a predicted model, not a curated record. Bases 156 to 716 code for a protein of 186 amino acids. The transcript is spliced from 4 exons. Lineage: Eukaryota; Viridiplantae; Streptophyta; Magnoliopsida; Apiales; Apiaceae. Gene Ontology annotation, molecular function: protein binding.